AUGAAAUUAGACGUUACUAAUUUACGUUUUAUAAAUAAGGAUGAGUGGAGAAUAUUAACAGCUGUAGAAAUGGGUAUGAAGAAUCAUGAAUUGGUACCAGUUCAACUUAUUGAAUCUAUAGGUAAUUUGCGACAUACAGGAUCGUAUGGACUUCUUCAGAAUUUACUUAGAAAUAAGCUGGUAUCACGGGAUAGCAAAAUAUACGAAGGUUAUAAAUUGACAUACUUAGGUUAUGAUUUUCUGGCAUUAAGAGCUUUAUCUAAACGAGGGAUUUUAUCUUCAGUUGGUCGUAGAAUAGGUGUAGGUAAAGAAAGUGAUAUUCAUAUUGCUAGUAAUGAGGAAGGAAGAUUACUUUGCUUGAAAUUGCAUAGACUAGGUAGAAUAUCUUUUCGAAAUGUGAAGAAUACUAGAGAUUAUUUAAGAAAUAGAAGUGCAUCCUCCUGGUUAUAUCUUUCUAGAUUAGCAGCUUUAAAAGAAUAUAGUUGCAUGCGUGCUUUAUAUGAAAAUGGUUUUGAUGAAGGGGAUAUAUCUGUUCCCGAACCUAUAGACUGCAAUAGACAUGCUGUUGUAAUGGAAUUUAUUAAUGGAGUACCACUUAGUACAGUUAGAGAGCUUAAGAGUCCUCAUGAAGUUUUGGAGCGUCUUAUCAAAAUGAUUGUGCGACUAGCAGAUUGUGGUCUUAUUCAUUGCGACUUUAAUGAAUUCAAUCUAUUAAUUGAUGAAGAUGAAAAUAUUACAUUAAUUGACUUUCCUCAAAUAGUAAAUACGACUCAUAUUAACGCUGAUAUGUACUUUAAUAGAGAUAUUAGAUGUAUUAAGGAUUUAUUCCGAAAGAAAUUCGGUAUUGAAGUUAUAGAUGCUCCAACUUUCAAUGAAGUUAUGCAGUACCAAGAUUUUACUAAUAAAAUUUUUAUAGAAGAUAAUGUAAGUAUUAAUAGUCCUUCAUCAAAUCUAUCUGAAAAUGAAAUAGAUGACAAUUUAAAUAUAAAGGAAUAUAGGAAAUAUGAGAUAAAGUCUGAAGAUUUUAACCAAAGUGAUCCAGAAUCUAAUUCUCAAGAAAGUGAUAUUGAAACACAUACAGAUGAGGGUGAAAUAGAUAAUCAGAUAACUAAAAAUGAUGUGAAUACCAAAAUUAUGCAAUAUUGGUUACCACAAAAGAAAAGGACGGAUAAAGCAAAGAUUAGGAGCGCAACCAUUAAUCAUAAUAAAAAGCAUCAUAGCUCUAAAGGCAAUUAUGGAUCAAAGAAAAGCAGAGAAUAUCGCAAAACAAAGGCUAUGAUUGCAAAUAUUUCAAAUGAUUUUUGA
Cryptosporidium muris RN66 is the source of this 1305-nucleotide messenger RNA. RefSeq names its product RIO1 family protein. The record is from RefSeq and is a predicted model, not a curated record. Gene Ontology annotation, cellular component: cytosol; preribosome, small subunit precursor; nucleus. The transcript has a single exon. Gene Ontology annotation, biological process: maturation of SSU-rRNA; protein phosphorylation. The coding region runs from base 1 to 1305 and encodes 434 amino acids. Lineage: Eukaryota; Apicomplexa; Conoidasida; Eucoccidiorida; Cryptosporidiidae. Gene Ontology annotation, molecular function: ATP binding; protein serine/threonine kinase activity.